AUGGACGCAGACGAUGACCCAGCGGCCGAGGAAGAGCGAGCCGAGAAGGAGGAGGUUCUGAACGACACCCUCGGCAAAGCGAAGCAGGUGGUCGAUGUAUUGAAGCGCGUUGAUUCCGAGAUGGAUGCUUCCAAGGCCCAGCUGGUCGAGAUCGGUGACAAGGCCGUCGACUUCAAGGCUCGCUUUCGCUUCCGAAAUGCAGCCGCUGCCGCAAGUGCUGCUGCGCAGCUGGCGUCGCAGCCCGGCGAGGUCAAUGGUCGACUGCGGACAAUUUCAGAGGAAGCCCAACAGCUGGAAGACCAGAUGGCCUACACCACGUUGGGAAGGCCCUUUCGCUACCGCAUGCGGCUGGUCCGCCUAGCAGGUGAGGCUGAGCGUGCCAGUCAGCUUAUGGAGACGAGAAUCCAGAAUCUACAGGAGGCGCUGAGGAUGCUCAAGAAUGCUGGCGGGGAGUUCGUGGAUGUCACGGACGUGGAUGAGCCUGGCGAGGGCGAGGUAGAUAUUGAAGAAGGGGACGAGUCUACACCGCUUCUGUCAGAAGUCCAAAGUGAUGCUGUCGAAGUGGGGAUGCAUGAGCACGAGACGCCGUAUCCUGGCGAGGGCCAUUGGCAAGAGCAGCACCAUGCGCAAGCAGGGAUGCCGCUGGGCCAGCCCGAGCAGGCGAUGCAGACAUCGCUGAUGGCUGGAGGCCAGGGCAUGAUGGGACAGCCAGGGAUGUUCGGAGGAGGGGGGAUGCAGCCCCAGAUGAAUGGGCACCCGCACUGGCAUGGGUCCUAUGACCCGAUGGAACAGGAGGCCCAGCAGAUGGCGGUGGAGGAGCGAAUGGAAGAGGCUGAGACCACAGCGAUGUCGGGGGUGACCGCGACGAAAGAAGAUGAAGAGGCUAGCGCCAAAGAGAUGGAAGAUGCCAUGGAGGACACCACCUGGUCCAUCGAUGUGCUUCCCGUGCCCCAGCCUUCCGAUGUGGAGCCGCAGGACCCAGCACCAGAUGGCGUUCCACCCUUGCCAGUCCCAAACACAUCGAGCGGUUGUCAGUGUGAUCCUACCGCCAAGUGUGCUCUUCAGGGUCAGCCCUUCACCUGGUGCCGGAUUGGCAGUGCCGAGGACCCUACCUGUGCCAAGCUCGAUGCGGCCGACGAUCCCACCGGCCGCGACCAUGCUUUGGGCGUGCAGGGCAGGCAGUGGGACUAUUGUGUCCCUUCGGAGCCUCUUAAGGAAGAGGAAAGCAUCGGAACCGGUCAGGACGAGCAGUGGGGCCAGAAUGGUGGCGCAAAUCAUGGCGGUGAGUAUGGCGCGUAUGGCUACGAUGCGCAGGGCAUGACCGCAUACGACCCAAACACAGGUGCUCAUUACGAUCAAAUGGGCGUUGACCAGCCGAUAGUGGACGAACAUGCCGGCGAGCACGGCAGCCAUGAAGAGGAGACCCCGGAAGAAGAGUUGACCUCUCACCUGGGCUGCGAGUGCGCACCGCGCCCUGAUGUGCUGCAGCGGUACAUGGAUGACCCGAUCUUCCACAACUUGGAAACGGGUGAAAUCGACAUCGAGAAGAUCCCGUUCAAAGAUCGGAUCGCAGUGGAAGCCACGCAGAACUUCCUAGAGAAUGGAGGUGACCUUUGUCAGCAAACCCCUCACAGCGGCCAGUUUCUCGUGUGCCCAGUGGCCAAGGGCUGCGCUGGCAGCAACGUUUCUGGCCCAGGUGGCGCCCUGCCCAGCGGCUGGUUUGCUGGCGUCAGUGGCAAAAGCUGGGACUUCUGUGCGUCUGUGGGGGCCUCGACAGCGCAAACUGGAGAAGUCAGACAAACCUAUCGUGAAGAGACUGCAUGGCAGUGGCCGUUGAUGGAAAGUGGUUUGGUCCAACCUGAGCAUCACAAUGAGGCAGCUCAAUCAGCUGAGCCCGAAGCAGAGGCCUUGCAUGAACAGUCCUGA
Symbiodinium natans is the source of this 1926-nucleotide messenger RNA. The record is from the annotation of a GenBank genome assembly. Lineage: Eukaryota; Dinophyceae; Suessiales; Symbiodiniaceae.